Callorhinchus milii (elephant shark) is the source of this 1398-nucleotide messenger RNA. RefSeq names its product annexin A5-like. The record is from RefSeq and is marked provisional. NCBI's taxonomy places the organism in Eukaryota, Metazoa, Chordata, Chondrichthyes, Chimaeriformes, Callorhinchidae. Gene Ontology annotation, cellular component: cytoplasm. Gene Ontology annotation, molecular function: calcium-dependent phospholipid binding; calcium ion binding.
AAUAGUGACUCCAUUCCCUUUCAAACCACAAGCAGCAGCAGGGCAUCCAGUGAAGAAUGUCGUUCAAGGGUGGGGCAGGACAAUGCAGAGGAACAGUCGUAGACUUUCAAGACUUUAAUAGCAAAGAAGAUGCUGAGAAUCUUCAUCAGGCCAUGCAAGGAGCGGGCACCGAUGAAGCAAGCAUAUUAGAAAUACUAACAAAGCGAAGCAAUGCACAGCGUCAGGAGAUUAACCUCGCCUAUAAAACCAUGCUUGGAAAGGACCUGACUGACGAUCUGAAAUCGGACUUGUCAGGCUACUUUGAAUCGUUGAUAGUUGCCCUUAUGCUGCCUGCAGACAGAUACGACGCAAAGGAGUUGCACGAUGCUCUGAAGGGUUCUGGGACAUCAGAAGAUGUCCUAAUUGAAAUAUUAGCAUCACGAAGCAAUGCGGAGAUUCAGAGGAUUGUGGAAUUGUACAAAGAAGACUUUGAUUCGAAGUUAGAGGAUGAUAUUCUGGGCGACACAUCAGGCUACUUUGAAAGAGUCCUAGUUUCUCUACUUCAGGGUAACCGGGAUGAGGGAGGUGCUGAUUCCAAUCAAGCAACGCAAGAUGCAAAGGAUCUCUUUGCUGGUGAGAAUGCCUGGGGUACAGAUGAAGAGAAGUUUAUUAUCAUCCUUUGUUCCAGGAGCAUUCCUCAUUUGCAAAAAGUAUUUGAUGAAUAUAAGAGGCUGACUGACAAGGACCUGGAAGAUAGCAUCCAGAGUGAAUGCUCUGGCUCACUGCAAACCUCCCUCGUGGCAAUUGUCAAAUGUGUGAAGAAUACUCCAGCGUAUUUUGCUGAGAAGCUGUACAAUUCCAUGAAGGGAGCUGGAACUGAUGAGAAGACUUUGAUAAGGAUUGUGGUAUCCAGGAGUGAGAAAGACAUGAUGAAUAUUAAGGAUCACUUCCUGGAGACGUAUGAAGAGACCCUCCAAUCGACAAUCAUAGGAGACACUGGUGGCGAUUGUCAAAAGGCUUUAGUAAACCUUUGUGGGGGAGAAGAUUGAAGACUUCCCGCAGACCAGAGGAUGAACCGUAGCAACCCGGUAGCUUCAACGUCUGAUUUCAGUGUGUCUUGUGUAUCUGUCUUGCAACUUAAGUAACAUUUGCUGUUGUUUGCUGCAUUCCAAUUUAAAAUGCAAUAUUUAGAAACUUGCAUCUCUGUUGUGUAACCAUAUGUAGAUAUUAAAUAUUUGAGUGCUUAUAUCAGCUCUAAUCAAAUAGCAUCAAAUUGUUAAACCUGCCAAACCUUUGCGGUUCAUGUAAACACUGACUUUGGACUAACCACCGGACUCUUGACUCCAUAAAACUAAACCUGAAUUAAAUGAAUGGAGACUUUUUCCAGCCACUUGAAUUAAAAAGGAAUUAAUUCAACUG